This is a messenger RNA of Anolis carolinensis (green anole), 6902 nucleotides long. RefSeq names its product p21 (RAC1) activated kinase 4 (gene pak4). NCBI's taxonomy places the organism in Eukaryota, Metazoa, Chordata, Lepidosauria, Squamata, Anolidae. Gene Ontology annotation, cellular component: cytoplasm. Gene Ontology annotation, molecular function: ATP binding; protein serine/threonine kinase activity. Gene Ontology annotation, biological process: intracellular signal transduction; regulation of MAPK cascade; protein phosphorylation. The coding region runs from base 243 to 2324 and encodes 693 amino acids. The transcript is spliced from 9 exons. The record is from RefSeq and is a predicted model, not a curated record.
AAUAGUAGUUGAGGGAAUGCGGACGGCAGGAUCAAGUGUCUGUUACGGGGACAAACCAACAGACUUUCUCCUCUCUCUGAGUAGAGGCGAAAACCUAAUCCCCACCUUCCAGAUCGGAGUGCAAUAUUUCUCCUUUUGAAAUACUUUCUCCCUCCUACCCCACCCUCCUUUACUUUGAGACUUGUUCUUCUCCCGUUUACAGGAAGUCCUGCAAUGAUAGAGGUCUGCUAGCCAACAUCACCAUGUUCAGCAAGAAGAAGAAACGCAUUGAAAUCUCUGCCCCCUCCAAUUUUGAGCACCGGGUCCACACUGGAUACGACCAGCAGGAGCAGAAGUUCACAGGACUGCCCAGGCAAUGGCAGGGCAUCAUCGAGGAGUCGGCCAAACGGCCAAAGCCCUUGAUCGAUCCAGUUUGCAUUACGGCCGUCCAGUCUGGCUCCCAGAAGACCAUCGUGCGGGGCAACAAAGCAUCCAAGGACGGCUCCCUGGCCUGGUUGCUGGAUGAGUUUGAGAACAUGUCGGUGUCACGCUCCAAUUCCCUGCGGAGGGACAGCCCUCCUUUCCCUCCCCGGCAUGACCACCUCUACCAGGAGAAUGGCCUGAUCGAAGCCAGGCCCCAUCACUAUCACCACCACCAAGAAGAUGCCGGUGGAGGCAGAGGCAAAGAGCCCAAGGAGCGGAACCGACACGUGGCAAAGAGCGAACCUCCAGAGCAAAGCAAGGAGCCCCGGAGCAAGGAUGACCGCACCCCCGGCAAGUCUCACCAGCCCUCCGGCCACCAUCGGCCACCACCUCCUGAGUACCACAACAAGCCCGCCCCGGACCACCACCACCACCGGCACCGAGCCCACGAUCGGGACGGGCGGAAAGAGCCCCCUGACCGUGUGGUCCGGAGGGAGCGCCCCGACGUCCCUGACAAGCGGCCCAAGUCCUCUUACACUGGGGAAGCCAGCCCGCAGUCCCCCCGGGAGAAGCGGCCCCUCUCUGGCCCCAAUAUCCGCACUCCCAACAUCCCCGUCUCAGAGGGGGUCAUGAAGACGGCGCAGCAGACUGGGCGGCCUUUUAACACUUACCCGAGAGCAGACACCGACCCCGUGCGGGGCGCUCAGGGGGAGCAUAGACCUGGGAAACCCCAAGAAACCGCCUCCAACGGCCCCCUAAGCGGAAACAUCAGCUCUUCCAGAGUCCCCCCGUCCGUCCCUCCAAGAUCCAGGAUCCCAGAGGUCCCUCACGCGGGACUCUCCCAGCAUGCCUCGGACCCCCACUUGACACACAUUCCAGGCCACCCACCCUCCUACUCCCCGCCACAGCCCCCUUCCGGUCCACCACCUCAGCAUCUGCCACCGCAACCGCAACAACAGCCUCCGCCUCUGGGCCCAUCUCCCCCAGCCCCGCAGCAGCAGCAGCACCAGCCCCGCUCCCCACAGCGCGAGCCACAGCGGGUCUCCCACGAACAGUUCCGGGCUGCUUUGCAGAUGGUGGUGGACCCGGGCGACCCCCGCACCUACCUGGACAAUUUCAUCAAGAUCGGGGAGGGCUCCACGGGCAUCGUCUGCAUCGCCACCGUCAAGAGCACCGGGAAGCUGGUGGCCGUCAAGAAGAUGGACCUGCGGAAGCAGCAGCGGCGGGAGCUGCUCUUCAACGAGGUGGUGAUCAUGAGGGACUAUCAGCACGAGAACGUGGUGGAGAUGUACAACAGUUACCUGGUGGGCGACGAACUGUGGGUGGUGAUGGAGUUCCUCGAGGGCGGCGCACUGACCGACAUCGUCACACACACGAGGAUGAAUGAAGAACAGAUUGCGGCCGUCUGUCUGUCUGUCCUGAAGGCGCUUUCGGUCCUCCACGCCCAGGGUGUCAUCCACCGCGAUAUCAAGAGCGACUCCAUCCUGCUCACCCACGAUGGACGGGUUAAACUCUCCGAUUUCGGUUUCUGCGCCCAAGUGAACAAAGAGGUGCCACGGCGCAAGUCUCUGGUUGGGACCCCGUACUGGAUGGCCCCAGAGCUCAUCUCCCGGUUGCCGUAUGGACCAGAGGUGGACAUCUGGUCCCUCGGUGUCAUGGUGAUCGAAAUGGUGGACGGGGAACCGCCUUAUUUCAACGAACCUCCUCUGAAGGCCAUGAAGAUGAUCCGGGACAACCUGCCACCGAAACUCAAAAACCUGCACAAGGUCUCACCUUCCUUGAAGGGCUUCCUCGACCGUCUUCUGGUCCGAGACCCGGCCCAGAGAGCCACUGCCAACGAACUCUUGAAGCACCCCUUCCUGGGGAAAGCCGGGCCCCCUUCCUGCAUCGUGCCCCUGAUGAGGCAGAACCGGAUGAGAUGAGAAAAGAGGCAGGCGAAGGAGGACAAUCUACCAAAGAGAAAGAAAGAGAGAGCGAGAGAGGGAGCUCCCAUCCUCCUCCCCUCCCGGCCCCCAAAAGCAGAGGAAGGGCCCGGUGCGGGGAGACUUCUCAUAUUGGGAGCCCCUUUUCUUUCCAGACUUUUUUCUUCUUGCCUGCUGUCGACACUGGAGCCUCAAGCCUCAUAUAACUGGAGCCCAUCUCCAUUCUGGACUACUGAGUUGGGGGGAAAAGUGGGGGUUGGGGUUGGACUUAUGGGGGUGCGGAGGUCUCAAAAAAAAAAGACUGUAACAUUUUGGGUUGCUGUUUAGUCCUUUAUAUCUAGGAUGGAGGGGAGGGAGCCGAAAACACAAUGCACCUCCAGGCAAAGGGCUUUUUUUGGGUGGGGGCUUCUUCUCUCCUUCCUUUUCUAUAAUCAGGAAGAGGGAAAAGGCCACCGCCACAUAAGAAACCCAGUUUUUAGGGACGUGAACGUGGAGAACAUUUAUACUUAUUUCUCUCCAAAUUGCAAGGCGGAAAAGUAAUGAUCAUCUCCCAGUCUCGGGCUGGAGAGGAGGGCAGCUUUGUGACCUGCAAAAAACCUAGAAUUCCUCUUGUUAUUUUGAACUGCCAGUUAAUAGUUCAGGGUCCUCUGCCUAAAGCCAAGAGUGUUCCCCACCUGUUUUUAAAACGGUUUCUUUUGCAAAGGUCCAGAUACCUCCAAUAUUAUUGCAGAAGCGUUAUUCCCAAACUGCCACGAAAGAAGCAAAAUCUUAGGGUAGAUAUGUGUUUAUACCAGGCAUGGUCCAACUUUGGCCCUCCAGGUGUUUUGGAUGUCAAUUCUCACAAUUUCUAGGCUAUUAAGAAUUGUGGGAGUUGACAUCCAAAACAUUUGGAGGGCCAAAGUUGGUCCAUGCCUGGUCUAUACAUAUUUCCGUUUCUGCAGAACUCCAGGAAGAUUUGGGUAGCCAAAUCUCUCUCAGCCUUCAAGCAUCCCAUAUGAGAUACCAUUGGAUUCUAGGCCAGAAUUAACACCAGCCUUUGCCUCUCUUUGCUGCCUCUUUUUCCUCCCCAAGCUUUCUGCCUGGCCCUGUCGCAACGGAGGCUUCUUGUUGCAGCUAUUAUUCCUGCUCUCUCUGCUUGCUUUGGUUUGCUUGGUGUUUGAACUUCCUAUUGUUACUGCAAAGCUAUAGUUUGUGGAUCGCUCCCAGCUUGAGGGGGGAUGAUGGGAUCUCUGGAUUCCCCUACUGGUUUGAUUUGACUCCGAAGAUGGGUUGGGUAGAUGAGGCCAUAUCUGUUAUAUUGAAAGCACCCAGCUUUGUGCUUAUCGGGUCAAAAAGAAGAAGCAUCAGUCUUUAGGUCGGAAGGAAAGAGGAGCCUGAAUGCUUCUCCGUGCUUUGAGCACAUAAAAACAAGCUCCUCCAUGGUCUCUUUUUCUCAAGACGCUGAACGGAAGCAUCAGAAUAUCGUCUGUGUUGGUAUUGAUACGAGGGCUAUCCAGAAAGUAGGCUAUGUUUUGGAUUUUAAAAAGGACAAAGUAUAGGAUAAAUUAUUUACCAUAUGCAGCUGAAAGACACAUCCCAAAACUACAAUCCCAUGUAAUCCCCAUUUAAAUUUAGCCACGUUUCUUAUAGAUAAAUAAGUUUGAAAAGUACUGCACCAGUAAAUUUGCCACCUUUCUCCUCCGUUUCCAACAAUGGGGGCGUGGCUGGCAGCACUGCGUUUUGGCUAUGCUGCAGGAAGGGAGACGGGGGAAGAGCUGACGACACAAGCGGGGAAUUUACUGGUGAAGUACUUUUCAAACUCAUUUAUCUAUAAGAAACGUGGCUAAAUUUAAAUGGGGUUUACAUGAGAUUGUAGUUUUGGGAUGUGUCUUUCAGCUGCAUAUGGUAAAUGAUUUAUCCUAUACUUUGUUCUUUUUAAAAUCCAAAACGUAGCCUACUUUCUGGAUAGCCCUCGUACAUCAUCAGGCUUGGACAAGGUUCGGCCCUCCAGGUGUUUUGGACUGAUGGUUAGGAAUUGUGGAGGCUGAAGUCCAAAACAUUUAGACGGCUGAAGUUUGCCCAUGCCUGGGAUACAUCGACCAAAAUGUCUUAAAGUGUACCCUUGUGCAAAAUGGGCAAAACCUGGAGUGCGGAAACCAUUGUUUGAGACACAACAAAUGUCCGAUGGGUCCAUUUUGGGCCGUAUCAGCGGUGAUUCUCUCUUGGCCUGUGUUCCUUGUUGUAAUAAUAAUGGCUUUGUUAGUUCACUGGAUAGGAAAGAGAUGGUUCGCCUCAGGAGGACCUUCAAAGAGUUGGAAAUGGCAUUUGCUUUGGGUGGAAAAAGAAAGCCGAAGGUGGACAUCGCCUUUGUUGCCUUUGCCUCGCAUGCCAUCGGAUGUGGUAUUUCCCUGCAUGCCGUUGUUAAUGGGGAAGGGUCUUGUUUUUCCUUUUGGGGUUUAGGGGAAGCUUCUUAUGGGUCUGUCAUGCCUCUCGUUCACUUCGGUUGAGUUUGAGGCAACGGAGAGAAGGAAACGUCUCACCAUUCCAAGUCCCAAACCGUCACUGUCUUGCUUCCUCUCUGCAUUUGGACCUUAACACAUAAAAUCUGGGCUUUCUUUGCCUUGAUGGGAUUUCCUCCUUGUCUUUCAAUCUAAUGUGUAUGUAAAGGAAGCUCAAAACUCAGUGGGUCCUGUUAUUUUGGACUCCAACUCCCAACAUCUCUAUAUCUGAGGCUGCUGGGAACUGACAAGAGACUGGAACUUUUGGAAUUCCUGGUUUAGGAAAAUGGUUUGGGACAGGCAAGAAUUGUAGAUCGGCAAGAAUAUGUUAUUUUGCAGGGAAUCCUUUUCUAAGCAAACAUUGCAGUACGCAACCAUUCUGUUUCUGUCUUUGUGUCACUGUCACAUCUCCCCAAAAAGCACAUUUUGAACUCUGCAGGUAUUGCUGCUAACGGUAACCUUCCAUUUCCCCCCUUUAUAAGCAUGUGUGCCCCAAAACGCUGCUGCUGUUGCUGCUGCUUUGGCUGAUGUACCUUCUCUGCUCUACAUGAAAAUACCAUCUUUCAAAGGCCUCUCCACGGAACCUCAAAACAGGCCUUUGAGUCUCAGUAAAGCUCCCCAAAUUUGGGAUCCGGUGCCAAUCUCCUGGCUUGCUAUCAACUUCUCAUUCCUAUUGGGAACAAAUGAUUAACUCUUAUUACUUCUUUAAGUCUGUAACAGGCCAAUAUUUGGGUCCUAGAAAACCUCUUUUCCAUAUUUGGGGUACUGAGGCUCUUUCUUGGCUUGCCACCAACCUCCAGUUCCUUUUGGGAACAAAUUUAUUAAUUCUUACUGUUUCUUUAAGUCUGAUCUUUGGGUGCUAGAAAAUCUAAUAUUCAGGCAUUUUUCCCCCUGUAUUUGGGAUCCAAGAAAGAUAUUUUGGCUUACCACCCUCCCCUCUUCAUUUUGGGAACAAGUUAUUAACUGUGUUGUCGAAGGCUUUCAUGGCCGGAAUCACUGGGUUGCUGUGAGUUUUCCAGGCUGUAUGGCCAUGUUUCAGAAGCAUUCUUUCCUGACGUUUCACCCGCAUCUAUGGCACGUGUGAGGUCAGUUUGUGUGAGGAUGUCUGCCAUAGAUGCAGGCGAAAGGUCAGGAGAUAAUGCUUCUGGAACAUGGCCAUACAGCCCGGAAAACUCACAGCAACCAAGUUAUUAACUUUUACUCUUUCUUUAAAUCUGAAAUGGGGAGAAUCUUUGGGUCCCAGAGAAGCUGAAACUCAUCCUUUUCUCCACAUUAGGGAUCCAAGUCACUUUGGGAGCCAGUUAUAUUAACCUGUACUGCUUCUUUAAAUCUGAGCCAACCUUUCCUAUGUUACUGAUUUGCAGGUAAACCUCCAUCUCAAUUGCUGCCUGACUCUUCCAUUCCCUCUUUUCCAAACAGCCAACUUUCAGGAAUCACUACUCUUUUUGUGUGCUUGCGAAGGCACACUUCUUAAAGGGCACUAACACACUUCUGAGGAUGCAAAAGCACUACACUUUCCCAGCAAGGAAAGAAACUUAAACUUCUGGGCUGUCAAAACGGGAAGGGAGGUGCCAUGCAGUGAUAAGUCAAUAUUUUCCUCACGGUUCCAAAACACUUUCCCAGUAUAGGACUGGGAUUUUUAACUGGUGAAACUGGCAUUUAGCCUCCUUGUAGCACGAAAAUUUUCUACAUCUCCACCGGCUACAAGAAUGACUACUGAUUCAUUUUGUGGGUUUUUUUGUUACCUUUUCCUUUUUUUAAAAAAAGAAAAGAGACAUUAUUUAUAUUGUAAUUUUUUCCUCCUUUUUUUGUAACACACAACAGUAUUUUUCUUUUCCCUUUUUUUGCGUUGAGGUGAUUUUUUUUUUUAAAAAAAAAUCUGUUUCCGGACAGACUGCUGUGACUAAUUCUUCAUAACGGUCGUGUUUGUAUAAAGAUCCUGGAUUUCACAUGUCAUGAGAAAUGCGCUGUGGGUUUUGUCUUUUGUUUUUAUCUUUCCUUUUAUUAUAUAAAUCUCCUUUCCAGAUGUGGGGUGUUGAACUCGGGUGGAAAGUUUUAAAAAGAAAAAAUAGUCAAAAAGUUCUAGUUUUACAAUGAACAA